Messenger RNA from Anolis carolinensis (green anole), 4609 nucleotides. It is a transcript of the gene slitrk1, whose product is annotated as SLIT and NTRK like family member 1. The record is from RefSeq and is a predicted model, not a curated record. Gene Ontology annotation, cellular component: glutamatergic synapse; GABA-ergic synapse; postsynaptic density membrane. Gene Ontology annotation, biological process: positive regulation of synapse assembly; axonogenesis; regulation of presynapse assembly. The transcript has a single exon. The coding region runs from base 1 to 2076 and encodes 691 amino acids. Gene Ontology annotation, molecular function: protein binding. NCBI's taxonomy places the organism in Eukaryota, Metazoa, Chordata, Lepidosauria, Squamata, Anolidae.
AUGCUGCUUUGGAUCCUCUUGCUGGAGACGUCGCUUUGUUUGGCCGCCGGGAAUGUGACCGGGGACGUUUGCAAAGAGAAGCUCUGCUCCUGCACCGAGGUCGAGGGCGACCUGCACGUCGACUGCGAGAAGAAAGGCUUCACCAGUCUCCAGCGCUUCUCGGCCCCCACGUCCCAGUUCUACCAUUUGUUCCUCCACGGCAAUUCCCUCACUCGCCUCUUCCCCAAUGAGUUCGCCAACUUCUACAAUGCCGUCAGCCUGCACAUGGAGAACAACGGCUUGCACGAGAUCGUGCCGGGGGCUUUCCUGGGGCUGCAGCUGGUGAAGCGGCUCCACAUCAACAACAACAAGAUCAAGUCCUUCCGCAAGCAGACCUUCCUGGGGCUGGACGACUUGGAGUACCUCCAGGCCGACUUCAAUCUCUUGAGGGACAUCGACCCGGGGGCCUUUCGGGACCUCAACAAGCUGGAGGUGCUGAUCCUCAACGACAACCUCAUCAGCGUCCUGCCGGCCAACGUGUUCCAGUAUGUGCCCAUCACCCACCUGGACCUGCGGGGCAACCGCCUGAAAACCUUGCCUUAUGAGGAUGUCUUGGAGCAGAUCCCGGGCAUUGCUGAGAUCCUGCUGGAGGACAACCCUUGGGACUGUACCUGCGACCUGCUCUCCCUGAAGGAAUGGCUGGAAAACAUCCCAAAAAACGCGCUGAUCGGCCGGGUGGUUUGUGAAGCCCCCACCCGCCUGCAGGGCAAGGAUUUAAACGAGACCACCGAGCGAGAGCUCUGCAGGAAGAACCGGGUGGACUCCAGCUUGGCAGCUCCCCCAGCAGAGGAAGAGACCUGCGACCCAGGCCCCAUCCCCACUCCCUUUAAGGUCCAGGGCAAGGAGGACCCGGCCACUCCUGGCUCUGUGCCUCAUGGGGGCACAAAGAUCCCUGUCAACUGGCAGAUCAAGACCAGACCCACCGUGGCCAGCUCGGUGCUCAGCGCCAAAGGCAAGUCCUCCACCAGCACCCCUUGCCCUGCUACUUGCACCUGUCAUCAGAUCCCUGGUGGAUUCAAGGUGAACUGCAAUGAAGGCAACAUCAGCAGCUUGGUGGACCUCAAACCCAAGCCUGCCAAUGUGCACGAGCUGUUCUUAAGGGGCAACAAGAUCCACACCAUUCGGAAGUCACAUUUUGUGGAUUAUCGGAAACUGAACCUGUUGGACUUAGGCAACAACAACAUUGCCACCAUGGAGAACAACACUUUCAAGAACCUUUUGGAGCUGGUGUGGCUAUACAUGGACAAUAACUAUUUGGACAUUCUGUCCCGGGAGAAGUUCAAUGGCCUGCAAAACCUUGAAUACUUAAACAUGGAAUUUAACGUCAUCCAACUAAUCAUGCCAGGGACAUUUAACGCCAUGCCCAAACUAAGAGUCCUCAUCUUGAAUAACAACCUACUGAGAUCCCUCCCCGUUGACGUCUUUGCUGGGGUAUCUCUGUCCAAACUCAGCAUCCACAACAACUAUUUCCUGUUCUUGCCAGUGGCAGGUGUACUGGACCAGCUCACCUCUAUCACCCAAAUAGAUCUGCAUGACAACCCAUGGGACUGUAAGUGCCCCAUUGUUCCUUUUAAACAAUGGGUGGAGAUGUUGAGGCCCAAAGUAAUGAUGAGUGACCUGAGAUGUGAGACACCAGAAGAAUUCUUCAAAGAAGAUUUUGAAUCCCUCUCCAAUGAGGCUAUUUGCCCUCAGCUGAAAGUCUUGCCCACCUUGACUUCUGCUCACAAGAACAGCACUGGCUUGGCUGAGACUGGGACUCACUCCAACUCUUACCUGGAGACCAGCAGAGUCUCCAUUUCAGUGCUGGUGCCUGGCCUUUUGUUAGUCUUUGUCACCUCUGCCUUCACAGUGGUUGGCAUGCUGGUCUUCAUCUUGAGGAACCGGAAACGCUCCAAGAGGAGGGAUGCCAACUCCUCUGCCUCUGAGAUCAACUCCUUACAGACAGUCUGUGACUCCUCCUACUGGCACAAUGGACCUUACAAUACAGAUGGAGCUCAUAGGGUAUAUGACUGUGGCUCUCACUCCUUAUCAGACUGAGGCACAAGAGUGGGAAACUACAAAAAUAAAAAUAUUCAAAUCAUAUAUGGGCAAUCAGUUCAACUUCAGCAGCUAGCAACCUCAAUUCCCCUCCAGUGGUUCAACAGCUCUUUUCCCGUGAUCUGUGCAUUGCUGUCUCGUCCAUUGGUGUGAAUGGACCACAACAAGGGAUGAGGCUUAACCUGCCUAAAGCUACCUUCUGGUGACUAAAGCUACCUUCUGGUGAUAAAUAUCCAACCCCACUCACCAAACUGGAGGAAAAGGUUUGAGUGGGGGCUUGCUUUUUUCCCCUCCCUAUUCCCCUACCUGCCUAGUCCCAACUUGAGGCUUUGCUUGGUGUAACUGUGCCUAGUUAAUGAGAAGGAAAGAAGGAUCUACUGAAAAAAUGGCAGCUCAACAUGGAGGCAAGACCCACAGAGAGGACACACUCUCUUGCGGAUGACCUACAAUGACCAAGUGGAUUUAGUGGCUGUACAUGAUGGGGAGAGAAAGACUCUCACUAGUGCUCUCCUCGCUGUGAACAAAGCAGGAGUGUCCAGUUGCACGAAGGCAUGAAUGUAUUGUAAAUAAGUAACUCUGAUCUAGAACAAACCAACCAACCCAAGUUGCUGCAUGGUUCGCAUGGAUACAAACUACCCAGGGACGCUUCAGCCCCAAAUGGAAGCAGCGUCCAGUUCACCUCGUCCUCCCUCUUACCUGAUAAGUUCCAUCGUAUCAAACUUUCUAUAUACAAAAUACAGUAUAAUAAGAAUAAAAAGUGCCAUUUCGCCAUUAUUUUUGUGUGAUUGCUAGGCAGUAGAGAUCGUCCUUUUACUGUGAAACAAACAAGGAAAAAUGUAAAGAUUUUAUUUAAGACAUGUUUGCAUGGCUAUAUUCUCAUGGGUUCAGGUUUUGCAUUUGAGGGGGGGGAGAUUACUUUUGGGGGCAAUUUUUCUCUCUGUUGGGGAAGGGAGGAGGGGGCUGGUUUGCUUCUGGUUAUUUUUGAGUUUCCUUUGGAAGAAUUCACAUUUCAAAUAAUGCCUUUCCAUCUGAAUGUAAAACAAACAAACAUGAAAAGAAUACCCACAGCUGGUGAUAAAAAUGUUAGAAUAAUGGAAUUUCUUUUUAAAAAAAAAGAAAAAGAAAGAAAAGCAAAACAAGAACCCGAAUAUCAGAAGCAGCUAAGCAUGACCACUUAGUGCCACCUGAGUGCUUAAGCUGCAGAGUUCAAUGGUGAAAGAUUUUUGUGCUCUUCUAAAUCUCAGUCUUUAAAAAACAAACCAAUGAGGGGGGAGGGGAAUAUCUGAGCUGAGAGAAAGCAAGCAAAGGAGACUUACUCAUCCUAUUCGAGGAUUUUAUAAUGGCAUAUUUUUUCAGUAUUAAAGUGAAAACGUUUUCAAAGCUUGGGUCACUCCUAUUUUUUUUUAAUUGCCCCUUCACUCUUGUGUCAUUUUCUUAUUUCAAGAGGGAUUUUUUUUACUGUAUUGUGUUGUAAUUUUAGUGGUGCCAGAAUGGGGCUGGGGGGAAUUGCUUUGCUUUCAUUCAAGUGCGAGUCCUGCAAUGUGCUUCUUUCUGGUUCUAAACUAUGUAAAUUUCACUCAGCAGUGGUCCACCUUCCCUUUCCCUCCCUCCCCCUCCCCUCCCCUCCCUUCCCUUGAAUGCAGCACUGAAAUCCUUUAUUAAUACUGGGUAUGCUAUUGGUGGUGCCAAUGCCGCUGCUGCCGCUGCACACUGCAGAUAGACGAGGGAGGUGGGUGGGAAUUUGAUUUAAUUGACUCUGCCUUAGAUCACUCUCAUUAAUACAGGGACCAGACUUCAUUGGGCAGCAAUUCUUUAAACUGGAUGAUGGACAGGCUAGGGUGCCGGUGGCAAUUGGGCUUCAACAUCUGUUAGAGAUGGAGCAAGAAAAAGAAAGAGGGAGAGAGAGGAGAGGUAAACUAAUUUGUGGUGGAAUUUCCUAACCCCUUUUUUCCACCUCUGAGUCCAGUCACCUUUUAGGUCUUAAAUAAAUCCUUCAGUGCCCCUUAUGCCAGACCUGAGCCCAUCGCCUUUGAUUUCCCUUGCACAAUAGGCUGGCCCUUAACUAGAUAAUACAUGCCAAGGCACAACCCCCCCGCUUCCAAAAAAAAUCAAUUGCAGUUUCCUUAUCUGAAAAUCCCAGUGGAGAAAUGAAAGAUUUCAGUCACGUUGCUUCUGGCUUUCUGCAGGCAGAGACUCCUUUUAAAGAGGAGAAGCACUGGAAGGGACGAAGCGCAACUUCAGAAGAACAGACGGGGAUGUUGUGUAAAAUAUACAUAUAUGGCUCCCUUUUUGUUCAUAUAGGUGGUGAAAGGAAAAGAAAAAGGAAGGGAGGGAAAAACGACAGAGCGAAACAAGACACUCUAAAAUCAGUUUGUAAAGAGCUGAAGUGUUACUGGGAGCGCUGUAGAGAUGGGAACUGAAUGAUAUGCCAAGAGCAUAUGGGAACUUCCCAAAUUUUGUCUUGCUAUUUCAUAUUGUUUGUAUAACUUUUUUGGUAAUAAAACAAAAGCCUUGUUGCUUUGUAUAAACUAUG